Molecule: messenger RNA, 1053 nt
Organism: Porites evermanni
Lineage: Eukaryota; Metazoa; Cnidaria; Anthozoa; Scleractinia; Poritidae
Source: the annotation of a GenBank genome assembly
AUGAAGCUUGCAAUAAUCGUGGUGGCCAUGAUUCUUUUGUCCUGUUUUGAACCAACAAAACAGGCACAAAAACGGCGAGGAAGAGUGCUGCGCAUGUGCGAGAAACGAUUUUCCACUUGUUUGUCAAACAGCAGAUUCAGACGAGAUUAUAAGGCUGGACCCAAGUGCUGUGGAAGAGCAUGGACUGUAAGUUUAACCAAUGAGUUCAAUAGACUGAAUCCCUGUCAGAUCAGUUUUAUUAGUAACAAAAAAACAUCAAUGAAAAACCAAAACAAACAAAGUAGCAAAUUAAAGUGAUUUUAUCUUUGGCGUGAAUAAGUAUGACAAAAGUUGUGCCCUAAACAACCGAUUUAUACCGAUAAGAUCUGAUUCCUGCCUUGUACCCAGAAGUCUCUCUUGAUGAAAAUUUGUCCUCGCAAAGGAAGGCAGGAAGGAGAAAACUGGCUUCGCCUCUCACUUUUUCCUCUCCAUGGUCCCUUGCGCUCCGUCACCAGUCACUCGCGUGUCACUCGCGUUUCGCGCUCGCCUCUGUGCGAAAAACGAAGCCCUUGAGGAGGAGGCUGAUAUGAUUAAAACUCUCAAGGAGCCAUUUCAAGGCAAUUUUGUCCAAAAUUGCUCUGUUCCAAACUAUUUGGGUCAGGCAACUCCAAGAACCAUGAUACUAAAAUGGCGGCUUUUGGCAACCCUUUUUGAACAGCCUAUUCAUGCACCAAUUUAGGGGAACUAAACCGGAAAGACCUUUACGAAGGUCUUAUGCUUUUGGGUAAUUUAGGGACAAAAGAACGUCUUAUCUGUAAAACAAAAUGGAAAACGUAACUCUUUUCUCUUCAUUUUCUAUCAGGUUUGUCAGUUGCAUCGCUUCUACUGUCGAAGGAUUUGCCAACCACGCUACAGAGUCUGCAUGUGCAAAAUCGGGUUUUCCUUUUACUGCUGAAAAGCCUGGGAACGACUUGCCAUGUCCCGGAUGUGGUAUUGCUAAGCAACCGAGGUCACAACGGAUCAUUUAGUUCAUUUAGACAUUUGUUAGCCCACUGCGUUUUGGGUUACUACAAU